CUCUCCUUCCUCCUCUUCUUCCGUUCCCUCCCCGAUCCCUCGUCCUCCUCUCUCUCCCUCCUCUUCUUCUUCCGUCCUCUCCCCGCUCCCCCGUCCUCCUCUCUCUCCCUCUCCCUCUCUUCCAACCUGCCGGCCGCCCACGAUGUCGAAGACGCUUUCACAACUUACGGACGAGUUCCUCAACGGAUUCGAAGGCUGUGCGAUCAUGAAAGUCGUGGACAGCUUCCGGAGGGAGAAGUCCUUGAGCGAGAUGAUGUCCUUUCUCCUGAGUCUUCCCGAGGCCCACCGGCACCUCACCCCCGCAGAGUGCCCCCCGGAGUUCAAGAGGGACUUCAGAGCAGCCGAGUGUUUCCGCGCUAAAGGAAAAAGCUAUUACGAAGGGAUGCUCAUUGAGCAGGCUCUGCAGAUGUUCAGCACGAGCAUCCUGCUGGCGCCCCAUCCUCCUCGGCGACCUUACCCUGCUGCCGGCAAGAAGGAAUCGUCCGAAGGGAGCGAGACCCCGUUCUUGCCCUUUUCGAGAGAAGAGGAAGAAGACGAAGAGAACCAGGCGUUGUCUCUGGGCUAUGCGAAUCGGUCGGCGAUGCUGCUGGAGUUGAAGCAAUACUCCCUUUGCCUCAGGGACAUCGGCCUCGCCCUCCGGCUCGGCUACCCGAAGCGCCUGCGGUAUAAACUGAUAAGCAGGUGGGCCAAGUGCCUCAUUGCGCUCAAAAGGGACCGUGAGGCCGAGCAACUUCUGAACGCAGCUCUCGAGGGGCUGGGCAGUCUCCCCUGCGACGACCUGACCCUGGCCAGCGCCAAAGUGUCUCUCCUGAUGGUUCGUCAGACUUGCAAGAAUUCCGGUUCCUCGCGAAAGGGUUCUCCAUCCCUUUCUCUUGAUGCUCUUGCCCUCGUCAAGGAAGAGGAGUUCAAGGUCCCCAGUCUGAAUAAUAAUAUCAACUGGUCCGCACCCGCCUUGAGCAGCGCAGUGAAGGUGGCUUACUCGCGGACGAAGGGAAGGCAUCUGCUGGCGACGAGGGACAUCAAGCCAGGGGAGUUGCUGUGUUCGGAAAAGAGCUUCGCAACCGUCCUGAAUCCAGAGAUUCGGGGAAAUUGCGCGCAUUGCCUGGUGGACUAUGGCUCUGUCAUCAUACCGUGUCCGGAUUGUACGGAGGUGCUGUUCUGCUCGCUGAAGUGCCAACAGGAAGCGCUGUCGACUUACCACCGGGUCGAGUGCCCGAUCGGCCCCACCCUGGCCAGCCUCGCUCUCCCGCCCCACGCGCUCCUGGCGUUCAGGGUCGCCGCCAAGGUGUCCUUCAAAAAGCUGAAGAGGGAGGAGGCGGAACUCCGCAAGGAAGGCGAGACGCAGAAGGCGGCGACGCUGGGGUUCAACGACAAGAAAAAGUACGUGUCUUCGAGCUACCGGGCCGUCUAUCACCUGAACACCAACCAGGCGCUGCGGCCGGACCUCGAUCUCUUCCACGCCUGCGUCACGGCCUUCGUCCUCCUGAAACUCCUGCAGAAGAGCGGACGGUACUUCUGCUGCGAGAAGGGCCAGCCCUGCUCGCCCUCGCACGAAGACCUGGUGCUCGUGGGGACCGCUCUCUGCGCCCACGUGCUCAGGGCGACGUGCAACGGACUCCCCAUCAUUGAGUCCGUGAGACACGUGCUUUUGAAAGGGUCCCACGGGAGCGUCAACAUCGGCCUUGGCUUAUUCCCGACGCUGAGCCUGGCAAAUCACUCCUGCGACCCGACUGCCACUGUCCUUACGUGCCAAACAGGAAGUCUGAUGAUGUCUUUAAGUUUCAUUCCGAAAGGAGGUGAAGUGACCCGCUCUUAUGGGGUUUCCUACUUGCGCAUGGAAAAGAAGAGGCGGAGGGCGCUGUUGCAAGAAGGCUACCAAUUCCUGUGCAGCUGCCAUGCGUGUGAAAACGACUGGCCACUGUACGAAGACCUUCCUAACAGUCUGAUCUUAAUUUGCCUCAAAUGCUCCGAGCCCUUGUGUUCUCUGAGUCUCAAGUGCUGGAAAUGUAAGAUCGACUAUGGUAUACCUCUGACAAAGAGGGAAGCCAAGUUAUCCAAUCGGUAUUUCUGUAUGGAAAUAGUUCAGAAGAUAGAAAGUGCAAGGCAAGAAUUCGUUUGUUAUGCCAACCCGCCGGUGAAAUUUGACGAAACUGAAAAAAACAUCCUCUGCGAUAUGCUCCUAUUGUUGGAUAAAUACACUAAACUUCCCAUGAAGCUUGUGGUCGCUGGUAGACACGCACUGAACGUUUGGCUGAAGUUCUGGGGACCCGCCAAACACUUCCAGUAGUCUUCUGCCUUGAACUUCCUCCCUUUUGUCUUGAUUUGUUUUAGGGACAUCCGAAGCUGUAAGCGCCGUGGUGAAAGCUUGGCUACCACUGCUAACGUCUAGACUUUGAGACCUCAGGCUUUCGUUCCUUCUGUAGCGCCGUCACGAAUGCACCUGCAGGCUCAGCUGAGUUGAUCUCCUCUGCCAAUCAACUCAUCCACAGGUCAUGCAGGUCAGUCAGGGAUCCGACAAGUAGAUGAACUUGAAACCUAUAAAGAUGGGGCCCAGGACCUCCUCUGUUACCACCGUGAAAGCGAGGGACAACUUGAACCCAGGCAUUAACAGAGAACCCUUUACGUGUGUAUACUCUACUGUAUACGUGUAAAUACAUUGCUUUAUGAAACACAGAACAGUACUUCGGAUAAUUACUCUUUUCCCAUGAGAUAGUACGUUUGACUGUUCUCCUUGGGUAUUCAGAGAUUCUGACAGUAUACGAUGGGACAUUUGUAUUCAUAUUUUCCGUUUCAAAUGUUCUCUGAUUCAAGGAAAUUACCUUUACAUUGUCUCUGCUUCAAAUGAAUUGUAGAUACAUUACCUGUAUGUACAUUUUCUAUGUUUCAGAUGAAUUACCUGUACAUUGUCUCUAUUUUUAAGUGAAUUGUAUGGACAUUAGUUGUAUGUACAUUUUCUAUUUCAAAUGCAUUGUAUGUAAUUGAUUUCGUUAAUAAUAUAGUGCAGGAUUAGGAUAUGAUCUAUAACCUACAUCAUUAAAAUACAUAUAAUGAAGUUGAAGCAUUAUGCAAACCAUGAUAUGUAAAGUAAAAAAAAAAAAAAUGUGAUAGCAUAUGUUCAUAUUAUUAUUUUGAAAUUAUAUAUGGACCUAAAGGAGAUUUAUCCUUUAUAACCCCCCCCCCCCCCAAUUCCUUGCCCGUUUAUGUCGUGAGAGCCGUGUUGAAGGGGUGGAAGGCUGACUUUGUGCCAGUCCUGAACGGCCUGAGGGAGCCAUGGGCACGGUAUUCC
This is a messenger RNA of Penaeus chinensis, 3286 nucleotides long. Its product is annotated as SET and MYND domain-containing protein 4-like. Gene Ontology annotation, molecular function: protein binding. Lineage: Eukaryota; Metazoa; Arthropoda; Malacostraca; Decapoda; Penaeidae. The record is from RefSeq and is a predicted model, not a curated record. The transcript is spliced from 4 exons. The coding region runs from base 143 to 2287 and encodes 714 amino acids.